Messenger RNA from Phyllotreta striolata, 554 nucleotides. The record is from the annotation of a GenBank genome assembly. Lineage: Eukaryota; Metazoa; Arthropoda; Insecta; Coleoptera; Chrysomelidae.
ACACUCCAAAAUCUAAUAUUUGCUUUACGAUUUUUAUUUUCCAUAUCACAAUUAAAGUGGGUCCGAUCUUGUUGCCAGGGAACCACCGGGAGGUUGAGUAACCAGUCAGUCGAGGGGUCGCGUGAGAUCACCUGCUCGUUCUGUGAAUCCCUCACGGGUUUCGGUCAGGUGUAUAUAAGCGCGAGCCAGAAAUGCGUAGUUUAUCAGUUUUCCACCGAUUGACGUUGGGUUGAUUUAUCAUCGAAAGCGAAAGUCGAGAAGAAAUAUGGACCAAAGAGCUACUGACAAUAGAUCGAAUCAGAAGAAUCCGAACAACGAUGCCUAUUAUUCGUCAAGAGGACAGGAAAAUCCGAAUGCUAAUUCAUCGAACAUGUCCAAGGCAGAUGUAGAUAAUCGAUCACGUCAAUUGAAUCCCAACAAUUCGGAUUACUACAAAAGCCGACAAAAUUGAAAUAAUUCCGCAUUGUAAUUAAAAAUAUCAACUUAAUUAUUCGUUCAAUGGCAACGUUGAAUUGAAUUUUAAGUACCGAAUAAAAACUAUAUAAAACGUAUUC